GCCCUACCAGCGUACAAGAACUUGCACGGGGACCUCCUUGUGCCCAGCCCGUUCGUGGUUCCUGAUGGAGACAAGUCCUGGCCGUCGGUGGCGUGGGGAUACCGACUGGGUACCGCCGUGAAUAGGCUUCGGCAACGGGGGAAGAACAAGUCGCUGUCCCCCAGAAUGGACGAGGAGCUGGGAAGAAUGGGUUUCAUCAUGAACACGCCACAAAACAAAUGGGAGAUUAUCAUUCUGCCUGCUUUGCGGCACUUCCGGAACGUACACAACCACACCGACGUGCCGGCGGAAUUUGUUGUCCCGACGGGCGACGACGCGUGGCCCAAGCUGGCCUGGGGCUACUGUCUUGGCAACGCGGUCAAUGAUAUUCGACAUGGAAAUGUCUAUACCGCUCAAGUGGCCAGGUGUAAGAAGGAGCUUGACGAAGUGGAGUUCUGCAUUGGCAUGUCGAUCGUGGAUCGCGACUGGGAGGAGAAGGUCCUGCCGUCGACCCGAGUCUAUCGCCAAGCGUUCGGAGGCUGCAUUAUACUGCAGUCAUUUGUAGUGUCAUCCUCUGCCCCAUGGCCAGAGAAGGCCUGGGGAAAGCCGACGCUCUCUGUAAUGCGAAGCCAGGGCACAUAUUUUGCACACUACGGGCGCGACAUCGACAAGUUGGACGAACUUGGUGCCAACCUUAAGCUAUUGCCUCGGGCCUGGAACAAGCGCGUCGCUCCGUUACUGACCACCUACGCUGAGCUGCAUGGACGGGGAAAAGUCCAAGAAGACUUUGUUAUUGCGUCGGAGGCUCCGUGGAAGGACACGAUGUGGGAUGUUCGUCUAGGGCUCAUCGUAGCCCGGAAUACGCAUUUUGGACCACGUUAUUUAGUGAUGGCACGAUGGUUACACACGCAAACCUGA
Phytophthora sojae is the source of this 897-nucleotide messenger RNA. RefSeq lists its product as hypothetical. The transcript has a single exon. Lineage: Eukaryota; Oomycota; Peronosporomycetes; Peronosporales; Peronosporaceae. The record is from RefSeq and is a predicted model, not a curated record. The annotation marks the transcript as partial.